Molecule: messenger RNA, 1596 nt
Organism: Zymoseptoria tritici IPO323
Lineage: Eukaryota; Fungi; Ascomycota; Dothideomycetes; Mycosphaerellales; Mycosphaerellaceae
Exons: 1
Coding region: 1-1596 (531 amino acids)
Source: RefSeq, a predicted model, not a curated record
AUGGGCCCCAAAGGAUCCGGCAAAGGUGGAGAUCCACCACCCGUCGAAACAACCCAGGCGAGCACUCGCGAGAAAAGGGUUACCAAAGCCCCUGAGCGCUUGUCGCCCAGCCCGCCGCCUCCACCCAAAACCAGGACAACGAAAGCUGGACCAUCGACCGCAACAGCGACCAAGGCAACAGCUGGUCCCUCAAAGGCACCAACAGCCGCAGGCAAGAGGAAGAGAGGUCCCAAAGCCACAGGUGAAGCAGAGGAACCUCCCCGGAAGACAGCGAAGACGAAACUCACCUCCGGUCCAAACCCCAACCGUGCUUCGUCUGCUCCCCCCGAUGAUUUUCGCCGACCACGUCCUAUCCAGUCUCCGCCCCCUGCGCGAUCGGAACUCCCCUACGGAGCUGAACAGCGCUCGCGCCAGAUCCUCUUCCAAAUGAGGGCCAUGAGAAACCUACUCGAUCUGGACGCUGUUGGAGAAGGCGAAGUUGGCGAGAGAGUCCUGGGACCUGCUGUCGGAUUUCUGAAUCAGACUAUCACCCACUUGGAGGGUGUAUUGCCCGGAAGUGGAGGUGGAGGACCGAGGAGUCCGGACAAUCCUGAUGAACCGGAUACGCCGCAGGGAAACAAGGAUGGAAAGGGAAAGCAGCGAGAUGUCGAGAAGGCACCUGACGGGCGAGAUGAUGGUGACGACAACGACGACGAGGAAGAUGACGCGCCGAAGAAGAGACCUAAGGGAAAGGGCCGGGCUCCAAAUGGAUACUCGGCAGGACCGAAUGGACUGGGUGAGGUUGAUGGCGCGGCGGGCUAUGGUCUGAACCGGCCUGCAGCUGCAGAUGGAUCGGAAGAAGCAGAUCUCCCCGACCCAUUCGAUGUGCCAGGCGACGAAGAAGAUGAGCUCGCCGAUCUAACGAGGAUGCCCUUGAGUCCAGCAGGUCAACAGGCAGCCGAUACGCUCGCCUCCUUACCAUUCGCCGAAGCAGAACGCAUAGCUUACGAAAGGAUCGCGCCUGGGUUGUUCGGACCUGUAGAACCGGCUUCUAGAGGUAGGGGCGGUUUGAGGGGUGGCAGAGGUGCGACCAGGGGUAGCGGCACUAGGACCUCUCGCCCAGGAGCCAGGACAUCACCGGCGGCAGACGGAGCUACCGGUGGCCGUGUCGAGAAGCCUGUAUCGCCGAAGGAACCCGCCUCGCCGAAGAAACCCGCCUCGCCAAAGAAACCCGCCUCACCUCAGAAGAAACCGAGAACUCUCAAGUUGAACAACGCGAAGAAACCACCAGCCACCUCAGAAGGCGAACCCACCUCUAACCCUCAGCCUCCAGCAGGAUCUCCAAGCCGCAACACACGCUCAAUCGGAAAAACUCCUCCCUUCGUAGAGCCGCCGAUCAUCGCAGAUGAUGAUCUCGAUCCACCAAAGCGGAACCAGAAAACCAAGAAAAGGAACUCCGACGACCUCGACCUUGGCAAGAGCGCUGACGUGAAGAAGAGGGACCGCAAGAACAGAAGCAAGAAAGACGACGGGGAGCCCGCGACGGAGCCGCGACGGAGUGGACGAACACGCCGUGGAGGAGCAGAGCCGGAAGAGCAGCAGGAGGAGAGGAGCUGA